This is a messenger RNA of Prorocentrum cordatum, 2088 nucleotides long. The record is from the annotation of a GenBank genome assembly. NCBI's taxonomy places the organism in Eukaryota, Dinophyceae, Prorocentrales, Prorocentraceae.
AUGGCGGCCGCCGCCAUCGUGGCCGCCUUCGCUGCUGGGGCGUUCGUGGCACUGCCGGCCUCGGGGCCAGCCGCCAGGCCGCGGCAGCUGCGCUCCCCGGCCGCGGCAGCUGCGGAGGUGGCCGCGGCGCCCCGCCCAGCCUCUGCCGCGCCGGCGGCGGCCGAGGCGGAGGAGGCCGCCUCCCCGCUGAGGUGGCUGAGCGCGGGCCUGCUCGCCGGGGUGGUGCUCGCGGCGUGCUCGUCGCCCGCGGAGGCCCUGGACCGGGACAGCAACGCGGUGAGGCCCACGCUGGACAAGUUCACGAUCAAGGCCGCGAAGUACCUGGAGCUGUGCAAAGACAACAAGAAGUACGCCAAGAAGUGGAAGGACAAGUUCUUCAAGGUCGACUCGAAGCUGAAGAAGUACCCUCAGGACACCGCCGUCUACAACCGCCUGCUGAAGAAGAAGGCGGGCCUGGUGAGGCGCAAGGAGGCGUACGGCGAGCGCCUCUGCGGCAAGAAGGACGGCGUCCCGCGCACCAUCGCCACCGGCGAGUUCGUCCGCGGAGGCAUCAUCCCGUCUUCGCUGGCUUUCAUCUACACCACUGGCUGGAUUGGCUGGGCCGGGCGCAGCUACCUGCGCCGCACGCUGGAUACCAAGAAGGAGAUCAUGAUCGACGUGCCCCUGGCGCUCACGUGCAUGGCCAGUGGCUUCGCUUGGCCGACGUACGCGUGGCAGGAGAUCGUCAACGGAGAGAUGGUUGCCAAGGACGAGGCCGCCUGCGUCCCGCGCUCUUGCCGCCCGCCGCUGGCUGGGCCGCUGCAGGGCCACGCGGGCGAUGCCGAGUCGUGGGAGCUGGUUGCGUACACCUGGGACGAGCUGAGCCAGUUCUACAAGGGGAAGUACAAGAAGAAGGAGAUCGAGGCCUACUGGGAGACUUGCAAGCCCGCGAAGAGGGCCAAGUCGAAGGCGAAGUCCAAGGCCGAGCCGAAGGCCAAGACCAAGGCCAAGGCCAAGGCGAAGGCCGAGGCUGAGCCGAAAGCCAAGGCAAAGGUGAAGGCCAAGGCCAAGGCCACCACCGCCGUGAAGGCCAAGGCGAAGGCCAAGCCCAAGGAGACCAAGCCUGCCGGGAACUUCAAGGUCGUCGUGUGCGGCGGCUGCGGCGGGAUCGGGCAGCCGAUGGCCCUGCUGAUGGCGAUGGACAAGAACGUGAAGGAGCUCUGCAUAUACGACCUGGACAUCUCUCCGAUGCCACCGGCUGGCGUGGCGCAGGACCUGAUCCACCUGGAAAGGAAGUGCUCGGUGAAGGGCUACGUCGGGAAGGUCAACGAGCCCCCGGUGAACUUCAUGGAGGAGCCCCUCACGGGGGCGCACCUGGUGCUGAUCCCCGCAGGCCUGCCGCGCAAGCCGGGGCAGACCAGGGACGACCUUUUCAAGGUCAACGCGGACAUCGCCAAGGGCAUCGUCGAGGCCUGCGCCAAGUACUGCCCCGAAGCCAUCCUGGCCAUGAUCGUCAACCCCGUCAACUCCAUCGUGCCCGCCAUGGCGGAGCUCUACAAGAAGAAGGGCCUGGACCCUAUGAAGGUCAUCGGCGUGACGACGUUGGACGUCGUGCGCGCCAACAAGUUCGUGUCCGAGGAGACGAACAAGAAUCCGAAUUACAUCAGCGUGCCCGUCAUCGGCGGCCACGCUGGGGCGACCAUCCUGCCUGUGUUCUCGCAGGAUAAGGCGGGCAAGCUGCUGCCAGCCGAGAAGGUGCCUGACAUGGACAAGCACGUGCAGGACGCCGGCACCGACGUCGUGAACGCGAAGAAUGGGAAGGGCAGCGCCACGCUCUCCAUGGCGUACGCAGGCGCCCGGUUUGGCUCCGCGAUCCUGGCGGGCCUCUCUGGGAAGAAGCGCACGGAGUGCGCCUACUGCGCGUCUACGGUCACGGACCUCCCGUACUUUGCGCAGAAGGUCGUGCUCGGCUCCACCGGCAUCGAGAAGGUGCUUCCGCUCGGGGAGCUCAACGAGCACGAGACGAAGCGCCUGGAGGAGGUGAAGACGCAGCUGAAGGGCGAGAUCGACACUGGGCUGAAGUAUGCGGAGGGCAACGCCCUGGCCUGA